Molecule: messenger RNA, 15504 nt
Organism: Coregonus sp. 'balchen'
Lineage: Eukaryota; Metazoa; Chordata; Actinopteri; Salmoniformes; Salmonidae
Source: the annotation of a GenBank genome assembly
AUGAAUACUGUAGGGACAGAAUUGAGACCACUGCUGUGUGUUAGGAUGCUGUUUGUGUAUGUAGAGUGGGUGUAUAGUGUGCGGAUUGAAUAGUCUCUACCCCUGUGUGUCAGAUCACCUGUAAGAACUAUGCAGGGAGACAGCUGCUGAAUUGCUGGACUCCCCCUGCUGUGCCAGCCCCCAGGCGGGGGUGCAACACUCCCACCAACCCAAACGCUGAGCUCCUCGAACUCUCUGGUAUGGGAAUCCAGUAGCAGCUGGAAAUCAGUCAAUCAAUUAAUCAUAUUUUAUUGCUAUAAGUCGAUAAGCCUUGCACUUUUAUUGAUAUAGGCCAACCUUAUUAUGCUAUUCAUUCCAGGGCUCGACAUUAACUUUUUUUAUCCACUUGUCCUUCGGACAAGUCGGACAGAUUUUUUACUUCUCGAAAAGCUCAUGUCACUUGUCCCCCCAAAAAUGUAAAUGGUCUGUAACACCAUUUGUACAUCAUUGUAUGAUUCAAGGAACCACUUUACAAAAUAAAAUGCAUUAGUAUCUUUUUUACCAUAGAGAAUCAGACAAACAUGUAGGCUACACUCUGCCUAUUGGCUUCUGAUGCAUAUUCAAGGAGAAGUGGGUAGCUGCAUCCUAAUGUGGUGACCAGAGUAUGGGCGAGUGGGUAUGUCGAAUGGAAAGUAGUGGGCGUGUCGAAAGGAGUGGGUGUGUUGAAAGGAAAGUAGUGGGUUUGUCGAAAGGAGUGGGUGUGUCGAAAGGAAAGUAGUGGGCGUGUCGAAAGGAGUGGGUGUGUCGAAAGGAGUGGGUGUGUCGAAAGGAAAGUAGUGGGCAUGUCGAAAGGAGUGGGUGUGUCGAAAGGAAAGUAGUGGAUUUGUCGAAAGCGCUCUGAUAUAGGUGAGACAGUUUUGAUUGAGCAGUGUUUUUGGGGUUUUUUCACGCAACUAUCGUACAUUAAGCUACCGUACCGCAAGAGUUUGGACUUCUGUUUUUAAGCCAGAGGAUGAGUCUGAGUCUUUUUUCACUGUUUUACACAAAUAAUUGUACUUUUCCAGUUAUAAAACUGACGAUUGUUUAUUUUUGAUUAAAAGUAUUGAUGAUGGGUGUACUGUUGCUUCAUGCGUUGUAUGUGUGUGCUUACUGUGACUGUCACCCUGAUAUUGGAUACAAGGUAGCUACUUCCCACACCGUUGCCAGACAGUAGUGCUUGUCAAGUGGAGCCGAAGAGCACUGGGUCUCGGUGUUGUUGCCGUUCAUGCCCUAUCCAUUGAGUAGUAGACUGUAUGUAUGUGACAUCUAGAUGGCUAUUAAUAUUAGUUAUUUCUUGUGUAGGCUGUUAUCCUACUUAAAAUAAAAUAAUGUGAGAGAAAAAAAUGGCCACGUUAGAUACCGCCGGUGACACGUGAUAGCCAGUAGGAAGCACUUCAAGUCGGUAGGCAUGUCGAUACAACACCGGUGCACUGGUCGCCGGCUUAUCGACUCGUUGUGCAGCCCAAUCAGCCACGGUAAUCAGCCUGUCUCAAAAUACAACGCUGCCCCUUUAAGGCUCUCCUGGAGGAUGGUUGGCCACCCUUGGUAGCCUAUAAAAUAUUGCAACAUUACAAUUUCAACCAAGUACUUUUUAUGUCUUUAUAGAAUAAUUCCAUCCAGGGCUCGAAAUUAAGGGCGUCCCGUCGUCCCUGGGACGAUAAUAAAUAUGUCUACAGUUCAAAACAGACUCUGGGACAGACUCUGGGACAGUUCUGGGACGACAGAUCCAAAAUUUAAAAAAGCAAUGAGGCUGAUGCAACAGAUCCAACAUGGAUCAAAUUGUGUUUCUUCAUAUUAUAAACUCAACAAUGCGCACAUGGCUGUAGGCUACGUGGGAAUGUUCCAAAAUGCAAUUAGCGGGAAAAGGCCUUUCUCAAAAGCGCGAGCGGUUUCAUGUAACAGAGAUGAAAAUAUCCAUUCGAAAUUAAGAAAGAGGUGAGAUCUUACUAGCAACUAGCAUGGGUUACUUACAGUGCCUUCAGAAAGACCUGUUGACUUUUUCCACAUUUUGUUACGUUACAGCCUUAUUCUAAAAUGGAUUAAAUAAAUACAAAUCCUCAGCAAUCUACACACAAUACCCCAUACUGACAAAUUGAAAACAGGAUUUUAGAAAAUACCUUAUUUACAUAAGUAUUCAGACCCUUUGCUAUGAGACUCGAAAAUGAGCUCAGGUCUAUCCUGUUUCCAUUGAUCAUCCUUGAGAUGUUUCUACAACUUGAUUGGAGUCCACCUGUGGUAAAUUCAAUUGAUUGGACAUGAUUUGGAAAGGCACACACCUGUCUAUAUAAGGUCCCACAGUUGACAGUGCAUGUCAGAGCAAAAACCAAGCCUUGAGGUCGAAAGAAUUGUCCGUAGAGCUCCGAGACAGGAUUGUGUCGAGGCACAGAUCUGGGGAAGGGUACCAAAACAUUUCUGCAGCAUUGAAGGUCCCCAAGAACACAGUGGCCUCCAUCAUUCUUAAAUGGAAGAAGUUUGGAACCACCAAGACUCUUCCUAGAGCUGGCCAAACUGAGCAAUCAGGAGAGAAGGGCCUUGGUCAGGGAGGUGACCAAGAACCCGAUUGUCACUCUGACAGAGCUCUAGAGUUCCUCUGUGGAGAUGGGAGAACCUUCCAGAAGGACAACUAUCUCUGUAGCACUCCACCAAUCAGGCCUUUAUGGUAGAGUGGCCAAAUGGAAGCCACUCCUCAGUAAAAGGCACAUGACAGCCCGCUUGGAGUUUGCCAAAAGGCACCUAAAGACAAGAUUAUCUGGUCUGAUUAAACCAAUAUUGAACUCUUUGGCCUGAAUGCCAAGUGUCACGUCUGGAGGAAACCUGGCACCAUCCCUACGGUGAAGCAUGGUGGUGGCAGCAUCAGGCUGUGGGGAUGUUUUUCAGAGGCAGGGACUGGGAGACUAGUCAGGAUCGAGGCAAAGAUGAACGGAGCAAAGUACAGAGAGAUCUUUGAUGAAAACCUGCUCCAGAGCGCUCAGGACCUCAGACUGGGGUGAAGGUUCACCUUCCAACAGGACAACGACCCUAAGCACACAGCCAAGACAACGCAGGAGUGGCUUCGGGACAAGUCUCUGAAUGUCCUUGAGUGGCCCUGCCAGAGCCUGGACUUGAACCCGAUCAAACAUCUCUGGAGAGACCUGAAAAUAGCUGUGCAGCAAUGCUCCCCAUCCAGCUUGAGAGGAUCUUCAGAGAAGAAUGGGAGAAACUCCCCAAAUACAGGUGUGCCAAGCUUGUAGCGUCAUACCCAAGAAGACUCGAUGCUGUAAUCGCUGCCAAAGGUGCGUCAACAAAGUAAUGAGUAAAGGGUCUGAAUGCUUAUGUAAAUGUAAUAUAACAAAACUUAACAAAAUGUGGAAUAAGUCAAGGUGUCUGAAUACUUUCUGAAGGCACUGUAUAUGACUAAUGAACUUAAACGUUCAUUUGAAAACCAAUAGAACAUCAGAAAAGUGCUGGUUUCAAUCGCAUAUUAAGUGUUUAUAAAACAAUUUAAGUUUAUGGUUAAAUAGUUUCAAAAUGCUGACCGCCUCUGCUCAGAUUCAAGGUGGGUGAUGUGUGGUGCACAACAGGCAUGUUCCUUCACUCUCUGGUCUUUUGACGUUAAUGUUAAUCAUCCUUCAUUAUGUUUGUCUAACAUCACUGGCAUUUAGCCUAAAUAUAUGUAAAUAAAAGUCACAUUAAAGUUUGGCUACAUUUUCUGGAUGUCAGCAUCGGUUUGGACAGCAGGCUGUAGCCAAUAUGUACUGUAUAUCACCUACACUUUGACAUGUAGACUUUUUUACUUACAGUAUGUACAUGAAAAAUUGAUUUGAAUAUUAUUCCAAAGUUUGCCUCUCUGAUCCAAUUCUUUUCGGAGUAAUAGAUUGAAAUUGAGAAUUUGUUGUGAUUUUUUCUUUUUUUGUCCAUUCGGAAAUUAUUAUUAUUUUUUUACUUCUCCCGGACAAGAGGACAAGCGUUAAUGUCGAGCCCUACCUUCAACCAUUCCUUUUUUAAUAACUCAUCAGUCAUUCUGGUCUAUGGGUAUAUUGGUGUGUUACAGUGUGUGUGUUUGUCUGUUGUAGAGGUGCGCCGGGCCAUGUGUGUGGUGUGUGUUCCUCUGGAUGUGGAGGAUACACUGUGUUGUUUCAGGGAGGCCCUGGAGAAGGGCAAUCACUCUCUGCGGAUCUUCCAACACAGCCGCACACUGCUGCUACUGCUGCUGGCACACACACAGCCCUGUGAGUACAUCCUAUCCAUCUCAAUUUGCUGUGUGUUUGUGACUGUGGCCUUUAAUCAAUUACAUUUGCUCACCUCCUGCGUCCUCUCUCCUGCGUCCUCUCUCCUCCGUCCUUCUCGCCUCCUUUUAAAAAAGGUCAAAGUUAAUCGAGGAGAGUCAGCACGGUCCUUCUCCACUCGCGCAUCAUUAGGCAAAUUACGUUUACAGGGGUGUAGCAAAACAAAUGAAGUUAGUUGUGCAAGACAUUUUAUAGAUAAAACAAUAAAUAGCGUAUGUUUUACUCCUUUGUCGAAACAAAAGCUGAUUCAAAGGGGAUGUGGCAGAUUUAAAAAAAAAUCUGCUGUAGGAUACACAUUAAUAUCCUCAAUGAAUGGUGGCUAUCUUCUGUUUGCCUACUAGCGAAUGACACACUCCUCGACCACUCAACCACUUAUCGGUUUCCGGGUCACGGAAGAGAGAGGACGGAGGACUGUCUAUUGCCCAAAUGAGAAAACCCCUGUGUGUUGCUCAGUGGCAGGAGGAGGAGAAAGAGAGAGACAGCAGCAACCAAGCCGACUCGCAUUAGUUACCAACUUUUUGCUGCCAAAGCUAGGUUAUUUAUCAUCCAAUCUGAUUACAUAGUAUCUGUUUUGACUGCAUCAAACCGAGAAGAGAAGCUAGUUAAGCUAGCUAGCUAGCUGGGUUGGCUAAUCAAAUCUAGAUAGGCUGCGCUUUCCCCCGUCCUGCACAAUAACAACAGCAGCUCUAUUCAAUGUAUUAAGAAACAGCCUACCUGUUGGCUCUUAUAUCCUUCUCAUUUAACUUUUAAUUCCGUCAUUUUAAUUGCAUCUUCCAUUGAUCACCUAACUUGCUUGCCACAACACACACAGAGCCAGAGGCUAGUGCCGCUUUGAUGGCUUGGGAUUGGCCGACAAAAACAAAAAGCUACACGCGCCACUCGUGAACAAAACACGCGCCUCUCUCGGGUUCGUGUGGACCUGUGAAGAACCCUACUGUGUAUACUUUUUCAACUGUAACCAUUUGCAUGAAUUAACAUACAGUACCAGUCAAAGGUUUGGACACACCUACUCAUUCAAAGGUUUUUCUUUAUUUUAACUAUUUUCUACAUUGUACAAUAAUAGUGAAGACAUCAAAACUAUGAAAUAACUCAUGGAAUUGUGUAGUAACCAAAAGAGUGUUAAACAAAUCAAAAUAUAUUUUAUAUUUGAGAUUCUUCAAAUAGCCACCCUUUGCCUUGAUGACAGCUUUGCACACUCUUGGCAUUCUCUCAACCAGCUUCACCUGGAAUGCUUUUCCAACAGUCUUGAAGGAGUUCCCACAUAUGCUGAGCACUUGUUGGCUGCUUUUCCUUCACUCUGCGGUCCGACUCAUCCCAAACCAUCUCAAUUGGAUUGAGGUCGGGGGAUUGUGGAGGCCAAGUCAUCUGAUACAGCACUCCAUCACUCUCCUUCUUGGUCAAAUAGCCCUUACACAGCCUGGAGGUGUGUUGGGUCAUUGUUUUGUUGAGAAACAAGUGAUUGUCCAAACCAGAUGGGAUGGCAUAUCGCUGCAGAAUGCUGUGGUAGCCAUGCUGGUUAAAUGUGCCUUGAAUUCUAAAUAAAUCAUUGACAUUGUCACCAGCAAAGCACACCCACACAAUCACACCUCCUCCUCCAUGCUUCAUGGUGGGAACGACACAUGCGGAGAUCAUCUGUUCACCUACACUGCGUCUCAUAAAGACACAGCGGUUGGAACCAAAAAUCUCAAAUUUGGACUCCAGACCAAAGGACAGAUUUCCACCUGUCUUAUGUACAUUUCCCAUGUUUCUUGGCCCAAGCAAGUCUCUUCUUCUUAUUGGUGUCCUUUAGUAGUGGUUUCUUUGCAGCAAAUCGACCAUGAAGGCCUGAUUCACGCAGUCUCCUCUGAACAAUUGAUGUUGAGAUGUGUCUGUUACUUGAGCUCUGUGAAGCACUUAUUUGGGCUGUAAUUUCUGAGGCUGGUAACUCUAAUGAACUUAUCCUCUGCAGCAGAGGUAACUCUGGGUCUUCCAUUCCUGUGGCGGUCCUCAUGAGAGCCAGUUUAUCAUAGCACUUGAUGGUUUUUGCGACUGCACUUGAAGAAACUUUCAAAGUUCUUGAAAGGCUAACUUUUAAACAUUCAGGCUAUCCUAACUUCAAAUUCUUAAAAAUGUUUAUCAACUAUAUCUACACUGAGUUAAGGACUCAAAACAUUAAGGACACCUGCUCUUUCCAUGACAUAGACUGACCAGGUGAAUCCAGGUGAAAGCUAUGAUUCCUUAUUGAUGUCACUUGUUAAAUCCACUUCUUUCAGUGUAGAUGAAGAGGAGGAGAUAGUGUAUUUUAACACCAAUAAACCCAUUCAUUUAAAAAUGAAUUUAGUAUAUGUCAAUCUAGCAAACCAGGCAACUAAAAGCAACUUUCUAAACAAUGUUUUGGUUCGUUUCUAGCUUGUUAGUUCAAAUAAUGACCAUAUCAUUUAGCUGACAACGUCUUAAAUGUAGCUAAUUUGUAUUCAUUAUUACAGGAAAAUAAACUCACCACAAGAUAAUUAUUUACAAGUUAAUGGCGAGCUAAUUACAGAAAAUAGCUUACGGUUGUGAGUGUGACGAAAUAAAAGCAGGGCAUUCUACCGGAGAAUUUUUAGAACUUGGACACUGUCUCGUUGGCCUAACAUUAUAUCCUAAUUUGACUUUGGUGCAGGUCAUGUUGUUCUUCACAUUACCGUCUCUGGUAAACACACUAUAUCAAAUAAAAUCUACAUUUUUUUGUCACAUGCACAGGAUACAGAAUGUGUAAACGGUACAGUGAAAUGGUUACUUGGAUAGUGGAGUCUUUUGUUUAGACAUGUACUAAACAAUGAAACAUAAUCCCAGCUCCUAACGUUACUACUGCAUGAAUCUAACUAGGUUCAAUGUUAGCUAGCUAGCUAACAUUAGACUAUAACUAGCAAUGCAAAUGGAUUUGAAAUAUAAAUAAUAUUACUACACAGAUCAUACACGUAACGUUAGCUAGCCAGCCAGCCAGCUAAUGUUAGCUAGCUAGCUAACGGUACGCUUUAACUUGCAAUGUCAACGACUUUCUGACCAAAUUAGAAACGUAUAGUAUCUGAAAAUGUAGCUAGCUAGACUCUCUUACCCAUAUACAGUGGCUUGCGAAAGUAUUCACCCCCCUUGGCAAUUUUGCUAUUUUGUUGCCUUACAACCUGGAAUUAAAAUUGAUUUUUGGGGGGUUUGUAUAAUUUGAUUUACACAACAUGCCUACCAUUUUGAAGAUGCAAAAUAUUUUUUGGGGUGAAACAAACAAGAAAUAAGACAAAAAAAACAGAAAACUAGAGCGUGCAUAACUAUUCACCCCCCCAAAGUCAAUACUUUGUAGAGCCACCUUUUGCAGCAAUUACAGCUGCAAGUCUCUUGGGAUAUGUUUCUAUAAGCUUGGCACAUCUAGCCACUGGGAUUUUUGCCCAUUCUUCAAGGCAAAACUGCUCCAGCUCCUUCAAGGAGCUGCUGUACAGCAAUCUUUAAGUCAUACCACAGAUUCUCAAUUGGAUUGAGGUCUGGGCUUUGACUAGGCCAUUCCAAGACAUUUAAAUGUUUCCCCUUAAACCACUCGAGUGUUGCUUUAGCAGUAUGCAUAGGGUCAUUGUCCUGCUGGAAGGUGAACCUCCAUCCCAGUCUUAAAUCUCUGGAAAACUGAAACAGGUUUCCCUCAAGAAUUUCCCCGUAUUUAGCGCCAUCCAUCAUUCCUUAAAUUCUGACCAGUUUCCCAGUCCCUGCCGAUGAAAAACAUCCCCACAGCAUGAUGCUGCCACCACCAUGCUUCACUGUGGGUAUGAUGUUCUCGGGGUGAUGAGAGGUGUUGGGUUUGCGCCAGACAUAGUGUUUUCCUUGAUGGCCAAAAAGCUAAAUUUUAGUCUCAUCUGACCACAGUACCUCCCACAUGCCUUUUGGCGAACAACAAACGAGUUUGCUUAUUUUUUUCUUUAAGCAAUGGCUUUUUUCUGGCCACUCUUCUGUAAAGCCCAGCUCUGUGGAGUGUAUGGCUUAAAGUGGUCCUAUGGACAGAUAAUCCAAUCUCUUCUGUGGAGCUUUGCAGCUCCUUCAGGGUUAUGUUUGGUCUCUUUGUUGCCUCUCUGAUUAAUGACCUCCUUGCCUGGUCCGUGAGUUUUGGUGGGCGGCCCUCUCUUGGCAGGUUUGUUGCGGUGCCAUAUUCUUUCCAUUUUUUAAUAAUGGAUUUAAUGGUGCUCUGUGGGUAGAGCAUGGCGCUUGCAACACCAGUAUGCAACGCCAGUAUGAAAAAUGUAUGCACUCACUAACUGUAAGUCACUCUGGAUAAGAGCGUCUGCUAAAUGACUAAAAUGUAAAAAUGUAAAAUAACCCAACCCUGAUCUGUACUUUGUCCCUGACCAGUUUGGAGAGCUCCUUUGGUCUUCAUGGUGCCGCUUGCUUGGUGGUGCCCCUUGCUUAGUGGUGUUGCAGACUCUGGGGCCUUUCAGAACAGGUGUAUGAGAUCAUGUGACAAUUAGAUUGCACACAGGUGGACUUUAUUUAACUAAUUAUGUGACUUCUGAAGGUAAUUGGUUGCACCAGAUCGUAUUUAGGGGCUUCAUAGCAAAGGGGGUGAAUACAUAUACACGCACCCCUUUUCCAUUAUUUAUUUUUUAGAAUUUUUGAAACAAGUAAUUUUUUUCAUUUCAUUUCACCAAUUUGGACUAUUUUGUGUAUCUCCAUUACAUGAAAUCCAAAUAAAAAUCAAUUUAAAUUACAGGUUGUAAUGCAACAAAAUAGGAAAAACGCCAAGGGGGAUGAAUACUUUUGCAAGGCACUGUACAUGGAUGAACGCUUCUCCCUCUCUGUCACGGAUGCCAUGGUUGCCUUUAGUUUGAAGAUGUAAUCCGGAGACAGGUGUUUUAUACAACAGCCUUCUGUGUUCUCUUUUCCACUUCCUCCGCAUUUGCAAUCAAACGCCUGCAUUUUCUCCAUCUCCUUAAGUAUCAUACUCUGCUUCCACCAGGCAUUCCACUGAUUUGAAAACUCAGUCCUUUUUGUAUUAUCUUUUUUUUAAAGCCACGUUAGAAAGAAGGACCUACACAUACGAAUGACCUACACAUACUGAGUCUUAUGUUAUAGACGGAAGCAUGCUACAUGGCAGAUCAAUCCGAACUCAUCUCUCGGUAUGUCGAGCCCAUCCAUUAUCUCAGCCAAUCAUGGCUAGCGGGAAGGUUCCUGUCUUUUUCAGUGGUUAAACCAUCUAGGCUCAUGAUUUUACCAUUUGAUUCUUAUUUAGAGAUGGCAUACACGUUUGUUAUUAAGGCACAUGAAAGUUCACAUAUUCCAGAAGGCAUUUCUGCCAAAAAACGUAUUUUGAUAAAAAAAAGUUUCCUGAAAUGAGUCACAAUUGAGACAUGGAUUGUGUACAGUGCAUUCGGAAAGUUUUCAGACACCUUCCCUUUUUCCACAUUUUGUUACGUUAUAGCCUUAUUCUAAAAUGGAUAAAAUAAAAAAAUGUCGUCAUCAAUCUACACACAAUACCCCAUAUUCACAAAGUGAAAACAGGUUUUUAGAAAUUUUUGCAGAUGCAUUAAAUAUAAACAAAAGACAUACCUUAUUUACAUAAGUAUUCCGACCCUUUAAUAGGAGACUCAAAAUGUAGCUCAGGUGCAUCCUGUUUCCAUUGAUCAUCCUUGAGAUGUUUCUACCUGUGGUAAAUUCAAUGGAUUGGACAUGAUUUGGAAAGGCACACACCUGUCUAUAUAAGGUCCCACAGUUUACAGUGCAUGUCAGAGCAAAAACCAAGCCAUGAGGUUGAAGGAAUUGUCCGUAGAAGUCAGAGACAGGAUUGUGUCGAGGCACAGGUCUGGGGAAGGGACCAAAACAUUUCCGUAGCAUUGCAGUUCCCCAAGAACACAGUGGCCUUUAUCAUUCUUAAAUGGAAGAAGUUUGGAACCACCAAGACUCUUCCUAGAGCUGGCCGCCCGGCCAAACUGAGCAAUCGGGGGAGACGGGCCUUGGUCAGGGAGGUGACCAAGAACGAGAUGGUCACUCUGACAGAGCUCCAGAAUUCCGCUGUGGGGAUGGGAGAACCUUCCAGAAGGACAACCAUCUCUGCAGCACUCCAUCAAUCAGGCCUUUAUGGGAGUGUGGCUAGACGGAAGCCACUCCUCAGUAAAAGGCACAUGAAAGCCUGCUUGCAGUUUGCCAAAAGGCACCUAAAGACUCUCAGACCAUGAGAACAAGAUUCUCUGGUCUGAUAAAACCAAGAUUGAACUCUUUGGCCUGAAUGCCAAGAGUCACGUCUGGAGGAAACCUGGCACCAUCCAUACGGUGAAGCAUGGUGGUGGCAGCAUCAUGCUGUGGGGAUGUUUUUCAGUGGCAGGGACUGUGAGACUAGUCAGGAUCGAGGAAAAUAUGAACAGAGCAAAGUACAGAGAGGAGAUCCUUGAUGAAAACCUGCUCCAGAGCACUCAGGACCUCAGACUGGGGUGAAGGUUCAACUUCCAACAGGACAACGACCUUAAGGACACAGCCAAGACAACGCAGGAGUGGCUUCGGGUCAAGUCUGCAGAGAUAAAUGGGAGAAACUCCCCAAAUACAGGUGUGCCAAGCUUGUAGCGUCAUACCCAAGAAGACUCGAGGCUGUAAUCUCUGCCAAAGGUUCUUCAACAAAGUACAGAGUAAAGGGUCUGAAUACUUAUGUAAAUGUAAUAUUUCAUUUUUCUAAUUUUUGAUUUUAUUUCUAAAAACCAGUUUUUGCUUUGUCAUUAUGGGGUAUUGUGUGUAGAUUGAUGAGGGGGGGGGAAACAAUUUAAUCAAUUUUAGAAUAAGGCUGUAACAUAACAAAAAGUGGAAAAAGUCAAGGGGUCUGAAUACUUUCCGAAUGCACUGUAUGUGUGCCAUUCAGAGGGUGAAUGGGCAAGACAAAACAUUUAAGUGCCUUUGAACGGGGUAUGGUAGUAGUUGCCAGGCUCACUGUUUUGUGUCAAGAUCUGCAAUGCUGCAGGGUUUUUCAUGCUCAACAGUUUCCCGUGUGUAUCAAGAAUGGUCCACCACACAAAGGACAUCCAGCCAACUUGACACAGCUGUGGGAAGCAUUGGACUCAACAUGGGCCAGCAUCCUUUUGGAACGCUUUUGACACCUUGUAGAGUCCAUGCCCCAACAAAUUGAGGCUGUUCUGAGGGCAAAAGGUGGUGCAAGUCAGUAUUAGGAAGGUGUCCCUAAUGUUUUGUACACUCAGUGUAUAUAAAUUAGCGUAAAUUAUACACCAGGUUCUCAGCUUACCAAAUCCUAAUGAAGACAAUUUACAGUUGCUACACUAUUUUUGUGGAAAAGUAUUCUUUGUCUUAACUGAUUUCACUGCAUGCUUGAAACUAUGCCUAUGAAACUGACAUCUGUGUCUUUGUGCCAGUGUUUGAGGUUCCAUUCUGUAAGGAGAACAGUAGCCAGGCUCAGGGUCAUGGCAGGGUGGACUUUAACGUGACGGUGUGCACUGCCCCGUCCAUCGGCCCUCCAGACCUGACCACUGAGGACUACAGCACCCUGAGUUCUGUCUACGGCUGCCCUCUGGCCCCCAACCAGAUACACACCAUCAUCAACUCCUAUAGCAACUCCAUACGUAAGAGACAUUACCCAUAUAUCACUUAUUUUUUGCCACAUUUUUGUGAUAUCCAAUUGGUAGUUUACGACCUUGUCUCAUUGCUGCAGCGGGCUCAAAGGUCAAGACAUGCGUCCUCCGAAACAUAACCCACAACACUGCGCUGCUUCUUAACACACUGCUCGCUUAACCCGUAAGUCGGCCAUACCAAUAUGUCAGAGGAAACACUGUUCGACUGACGACCGAAGUCAGCUUGCAGGCAUCCGACCCGUCACAAGAGUUGCUAGAGCGCGAUGAGCCAAGGAAGCCCCCCAGGCCAAACCCUCCCCUAACCCGGACGACGCUGGGCCAAUUGUGCGGCACCCUAUGAGGCUCCUGGUCACGGCCGGCUGGGACACAGCCCCAGGCAGUAGUGGCGCCUCAGCACUGCGAUGCAGUGCCUUAGACCGCUGUGCCACUAACAUAGCUAUAGUCAAGGUCACGCUGUUACUCUUCACCACUCUAUUGCUGUUCACUAGUCUACCCGUUAGCCUCACAAAACCAGUAACUGUCAUCAGACCCAUAUUCCACUUGUAUCCGCAAAAAAAUGCUUGUGAUUGAUCUGUCUGAUUGUGCUGGAUAUUUGUUUCUGGGUGUGUUUAAAAAAAAAAAAAAAAAUGUAAUGAUGAUUUUUUACCUCAAUCUAGAAUACCUUCAGGCCAACAACCAUGACUCUCUCAGGGUACAGGCUCUACAUGACCUGGGAAACCUGCACUAUUAUAAUGGAAACAGAAGGUAAGAUAAGACCGUACUCAUAAUGUACAGUACUAUUUGUAUUGUGUUUAAUUUGUAUGUCUACAUGAUUAUAUACAAAAUUGUUAAAUACCAACGUUUUUUCUGAUUCUGUGUGAUUCUGCUUGUAACCCAAGGGCAGCUAAUUUCUACUGGAGCCAGGCAGUGGACUGUGCCCUGCAGAGCUCUGGGGUGCUAGACUCAUGGGACGGGGUGUCGUGGGGUACAGGUUCCCUCCAACACCAACCCACCCUGAGGCAGGCUGGAGUCUGGGGCUGUCUGCAGGGAGCUUUACUGACCGCUAAGAUCGCACAGUGAGUCUCUGAGUAAAGUUUGUACCAACUUUAGUAGCUAAGUACAGUAUACGGUGCAUUUGGAAAGUAUUCAGACCCCUUGACUUUUUCCACAUUUUGUUACAUUACAGCCUUAUUCUAAACUGGAUUAAAUAAAUAAAAAUCCUCAUCAAUCAACACACAAAAUAAAAAAACUGAAAUACUUUAUUUACAUAAGUAUUCAGACUAUGAGACUCGAAAUUGAGCUCAGGUGCAUCCUGUUUCUAUUGAUCAUCCUUGAUGUUUCUACAACUUGAUUGGAGUCCACCUGUGGUAAAUUCAAUUGAUUGGACAUGAUUUGGGAAGGCACACACCUGUCUUUAAAAGGUCCCACAGUUGACAGUGCAUGUCAGAGCAAAAACCAAGGCAUGAGGUCGAAGGAAUUGUCCGUAGAGCUCCGAGACAGGAUUGUGUCGAGGCACAGAUCUGGGGAAGGGUACCAAAACAUUUCUGCAGCAUUGAAGGUCCCCAAGAACACAGUGGCCUCCAUCAUUCUUAAAUGGAAGACAUUUGGAACCACCAAGACUCUUCCUAGAGCUGGCCGCCCGGCCACACUGAGCAAUUGGGGUAGAAUGGCAUUGGUCAGGGAGGUGACCAAGAACCCGAUGAUGGGAGAACUGCUCCCGAGUGGCGCAGUGGUCUAAGGCACUGCAUCGCAGUGCUAGCUGUGCCACUAGAGAUCCUGGUUCGAAUCCAGGCUCUGUCGUAGCCGGCCGCGACCGGGAGACCCAUGGGGCGGCGCGCAAUUGGCCCAGCAUCGUCCAGGGUAGGGGAGGGAAUGGCCGGCAGGGAUGUAGCUCAGUUGAUAGAGCAUGGCGUUUGCAACGCCAGGGUUGUGGGUUCGAUUCCCACAGGGGGUAUGACAUUUUUUUUUAAGUAUAAUAAUAAUGUGACUAACUGUAAGUCGCUCUGGAUAAGAGCGUCUGCUAAAUGACUAAAAUGUAAAUGUAAAUGUAGAACCUUGCAGAAGGACAACCAUCUCUGCAGCACUCCACCAAUCAGGCCUUUAUGGUGGAGUGGCCAGACGGAAGCCACAUGACAGCCCGCUUGGAGUGUGCCGAAAGGCACCUAAAGUACUCUCAGACCAAACAAGAUUCUGGUCUGAUGAAACCAAGAAUGAACUCUUUGGCCUGAAUCCUAAGCCUCACGUCUGGAGGAAACCUGCCACCAUCCCUACGGUGAAGCAUGUUGGUGGAAGCAUCAUGCUGUGGGGAUGUUUUUCAGCGGCAGGUACUGAGAGACUAGUCAGGAUCGAGGGAAAGAUGAACGGAGCAAAGUACAGAGAGAUCCUUGAUGAAAGCCUGCUCCAGAGCGCUCAGGACCUCAGACUGGGGUGAAGGUUUUCAAUAAACCUGUUUUUGCUUUGUCAUUAUGGGGUAUUGUGUGUAGAUUGAUGAGGGAAAAAACUAUUUAAUCAAUUUUAGAAUAAGGCUGUAACGUAACGAAAUGUGGAAAAAGUCAAGGGGUCUGAUGUCACCGUGACCUCAUUAUGUUUUGACCAACAGGUAUGCCUUGACCUCUAAUAUCAGUCAGCGCACAAAAUGCUGCCUCCUAUCUGCCCAGCUUUUCAAGGUAUUGUCUGUGUUUAACAUGUUGUGUUUGUACUAGCACAUCUUGUUCAUCUAAUAAACUUGAUCAAUACCAUGAUUAGUUGAAUUAGAUUAGUGCUUGGCUGGAACAAAAGCCUGCCCACCCUGUAUGUCUCCUGGACCAGGGUGACCACCGGUGUAGUUAGUCAUGUCCUGUGUGUGUCUAUUCCACCAGUGUCUCCUGCGUGCCUCCCUGCCCCACCCACAGAGUGACCUGCAGUACUCAUCCUAUACUGUAGGAGAGGAGCUGGUUCCUGGUCUGGACCUGUUCUCUGAACCGGACCGAGGACACCUGGGAACCACUGUGUCCAGCCUGGACUUCCUCUGCCACUGGCUCUACACCUCAGGACACCAUCUCACAGUACAUACACAGACUGCAUCUGAAAUGGCUAUUUUCUAUUUAGUGCACUACUUAUGAGGCAUGACUGGCAAUGUAUUCUUCUUUUUGAUUUUGAAUUAACCAAGCAUCUGACCAGGGAGUUUAGUAGCCAUCUCAAGAAAGUUAGCUAUUGGUUUCCAUGACUCUGUGUUCUGCUGUUACAGGCCCUGCCUAUGCUGGCUCUCUACCUGCAUUUUGUGGGGACUGUGUGCCGAGACCCACACCUCACCAUUAAAGGAAGGAUACUGAAGGUUGGUAUGAAUACCUGAGUUACAUGUGAUUCCACUGUAUGUACUGUGUAUGUGUGUGCCCGUUAGGAUAUGUGUAUUUCUACUGUGUGCAGGUGAAGGUGCUGACAGAGCUGGGGCAGUACUGUCAGGCCAUGAAGGAGACAUCCCAGAUGACUCAGGGAGAGGAGAUCCCACUGCCCCAUGGAUGUUACAGCGGCAUAGAGAAACAUGUGGUACUACUGACACACACACACACACACACACAUUCUCACACAGUUAAUACAGCAUGUUCUUUGAACAGAAUUUGUAUAUGAUUGAUUUUAUUGAUCUACAGACGUUCAGAAAGUUCUUCACCAACAAGUCUCUCAUGGACUCUGCAAACAUGCAGGUA